Messenger RNA from Perca fluviatilis (European perch), 2620 nucleotides. RefSeq names its product PRELI domain containing 3 (gene prelid3b). The record is from RefSeq and is a predicted model, not a curated record. Gene Ontology annotation, molecular function: phosphatidic acid transfer activity. Gene Ontology annotation, biological process: phospholipid transport. Lineage: Eukaryota; Metazoa; Chordata; Actinopteri; Perciformes; Percidae. The transcript has 6 exons. Bases 123 to 704 code for a protein of 193 amino acids. Gene Ontology annotation, cellular component: mitochondrial intermembrane space.
GGGGACUUGCAGUUGUCCUGGACUGGUACACUGAUUUCAGUCAGUGUGAUCGAGUCUACCUCCCGGCUUAUCUGCGCCUCGACUCCAGCAUCAGUAGCAUCUGUCAGCUAGCUAGUUAAACCAUGAAGAUCUGGGCAUCUGAGCACAUAUUUAACCAUCCUUGGGAGACGGUGACCAAGGCUGCUAUGCAGAAGUAUCCCAACCCCAUGAACCCCAGUGUGAUCGGAGUGGAUGUUUUGGACAGAGGCAUCGACAAACAGGGACGCCUCCACAGUAAAAGACUGCUUAGCACAGAGUGGGGUCUUCCAUCCAUAGUCAAAUCUAUCAUUGGUAACUCUCGAACAUACACGUAUGUUCAGGAGCACACGGUUGUGGAUCCCAAAGAGAAGAUUUUUGAACUUCAGUCCUCAAAUAUCACUUUCACAAACCUGGUGUCUGUGGAUGAAAAGUUAACAUACAAACCACAUCCUGAGGAUAAAGACAAAACAAUACUGACCCAGGAGGCGAUCAUCUCUGUAAAAGGAGUCAGUCUCAGCAGUUACUUGGAGGGAGUUAUGGCGAGCACCAUCUCUGUUAACGCUGGAAAGGGCCGUGAAGCCAUGGAGUGGGUAAUCAGGCGCCUAAAUGCAGAGAUCGAGGAGCUGGCAGCCACAGCACGCGGGACCAUACGGACCCCUAUGGCCGCUGCAGUCACUGAGAAAUGACACCUGCCUUUCUUUUGCAGCAGCGUCUGAGAGAAACUUCACGACAGUCCAACCAGCCUCUCUUUAUGAUGCUCUGAUGCCGUUUUGGUGCUCUGGAUCUUAUAUACUUUACUAUCUACAUUAGAUUGACUGAAGUUUAAACACCACUGUUAUCUGUGGGGUUGGAAACAUGUAGCAAAGAGGUAUUCAAGGCACUGGAUAAAUUGAAAACACAAGAAAAGUGCCAAAGCAGACACCGCACUUUUGGUCCAGCACCCUUUGCCAGCUGUGUUUUCAUCUUGCAAAUGACCUCAGAAGUGUCCACUGACAUUAACUCUCUUAUUACAGCGACAGAGUCAUAAGAAAACAAAGUUAUGGUAAGAUGUAUAGGCGUUACUGUUGAGACAUGAUGGCAGAAAACAAUGUGUGGUUUAGGCAGGAGUCGAGUUUAAUGGGGAACAUGGAAGGGGUUUCGGGUGUCAAGAUUGUAAAUUAACAUCGAGAGUGACACGCCAGUAAAAUGUUUCAACGUCAGGUUUAGUUCUGUUAAGGAGCUAUCGCCAAACAACGUUUUCUACCGGGACCUCAGUUAAAACAAGACACUGCACCAGGCAAUGUAUGUAAGCCUGAAUAUAAACUGUAUUUUGUAAUUAUGUGAUAACUAAUAUUGUUGGUAUUUAAGUGAAAUGAAGGAUCAAUAUAUUUACCAUAUUUAUUUUUUUUAAGUAAUGGAGAAGACCUUCUCAAAUGCUGCGUUAGUAUAACUUUGAUAUAAAUCAGUCCGAUGUGUGGAGACAAAGCAGUAAACACUUUUAGUUGCAUACUGUCCCUGAACAUGUUUAAACUCCAACAGUUUUAUCAAUACGCACAAGACCGUUCUUAAUAACAAAGUCCUCUCAGCACGUCCUGUCAGUGUGAAGGCUGAAACCAUGGCUUUUACUUUUAUGUGCACUUACAAAAUAGUUAUUUUAAUGAAGAAAAGCUGCCACAUAUGCUGAUGAUGCUGAAUGUUUUGGUAUCUCUGUUUGAUAGACAAUUGGCAUUUGAGAAGGUCUUUCUAAAUGUGACAGCAGUGUGGUGAUGGAGAAAGUUUUAGUUUCUUUAAUAUAUAUUUUUCUACCUGUAACAGGAAUAUUUAUUAAGAGAAGUAGUGAGUUGAAAAAAAUCUCAUAUCAUGCUUAGUUAGGAAUUGUAAUUUGUGCAUUUUGUCCAGGUGCCCACUGAAAAAAAAAAUGGUUUUACCAACUGCAGAAUGUGGUAAUAAAAUGAAAAUAUUUUAACCUGUUUAAUAGAAGGUCUUUGCCAGUAAUUCUUCAAAUUAGGUCCUACAAUAAAAAGGCCUGGUUACUGUUAAGGAGGAAAUUAAAUAAUUUCAGAAAAUUAAAUGUUCUGUUUUUGAGUUAGCAUUUAAUAUAAGAAAUAUUUAACAUGGAGUGGAUAUUCAUAAGAAAAUAUUAUUUUCAAGUAGCAAUAUGGUCUAUGUGAAAACAUAGUAUGUCAACUGCAUAUUAUUCUGUGAAAUAAUAGCUUCAGUAGUUGCCUUUGGGAGGCUCAGUCAAGAGAUUCUCAAUAAAUGCAUUCCAAAAGUCAUUAUUAACUGAAGGGUGUGAAGGUAUGCUCCUCAGGUGCUCCUCUAUAUUAUUAGUCUACAUACCUACAGUAGGUGUCGGCCAGUACAUCUGUACUCAUCUAAUGUUAGUCACUUUCUAUGAAAUUCAAUAGUUACAUGCUGCCACGCUGUGGCCAAAUGCUAGACUUGCAAUUUCAUAUUGAGUAGUAGUGUAGUGUAAAAAAUGGUUUUAUGUAAUAUAUUCUAGGAAAAGAGGUUGGGCCGAAGCCGAUUAUAUGUUGCUGUUUUUAAGUUACUGGCUGGAGAAAAACAAAUGUGUGCUGUCAUGUGAAUGUUGAAAAUAUAGUUAUUUGAAUUAUUAACUGUA